Molecule: messenger RNA, 1344 nt
Organism: Clavispora lusitaniae ATCC 42720
Lineage: Eukaryota; Fungi; Ascomycota; Pichiomycetes; Serinales; Metschnikowiaceae
Gene: ERG13
Product: hydroxymethylglutaryl-CoA synthase
Biological process (GO): acetyl-CoA metabolic process; ergosterol biosynthetic process
Molecular function (GO): hydroxymethylglutaryl-CoA synthase activity
Source: RefSeq, a predicted model, not a curated record
AUGUCAGUCAAAAACGUCGGUAUCAAGGCCAUCGAGGUCUACAUCCCCACAAACUACGUCAACCAAUCUGAGUUGGAGAAAUUCGACGAGAUCCCAGCGGGCAAAUACACCAUUGGCUUGGGCCAGACCAACAUGGCCUUCGUCUCUGACAGAGAGGACAUUUACUCCAUCUCGUUGACUGCCACUUCUAGAUUGUUGAAGAACUACAACAUCGACCCCAACUCUAUUGGUAGAUUGGAGGUCGGAACCGAGACCUUGUUGGACAAGUCCAAGUCGGUCAAGUCGGUUUUGAUGCAACUUUUUGGCGACAACGACGACAUUGAAGGUGUCGACACGGUCAACGCGUGCUACGGUGGAACCUCUGCUGUUAUUAACGCCGUCAACUGGAUCGAGUCUUCUUCCUGGGAUGGUAGAGACGCCAUUGUCGUGGCAGGCGACAUUGCUAUCUACUCGAAGGGUGCCGCCAGACCAACCGGUGGUGUUGGCUCUGUGGCCAUGCUUAUUGGCCCAGACGCGCCGCUUGUUUUCGACCUGACCAGAGGCUCUCACAUGGAGCAUGCUUACGAUUUCUACAAGCCUGACUUCACAUCUGAGUAUCCUGUUGUUGACGGUCACUUCUCGUUGACUUGCUACACCAAGUCCUUGGACCACGCAUACCGCAACUACAGCAAGAAGAUCACUAAGUCUGCCAACAAGACUGUUGGCAUCUUGGACCACUUUGAUUACUCGGCCUUCCACGUGCCAACCUGUAAGUUGGUGACCAAGUCUUUUGCCAGAUUGUUGUACAAUGACUUUGUCUCCAACCCUGAUGCAUUCAAGGACAAGUUGGAUGCCGAGGUGUUCGAACAAGUCAAGAGCUUGACUUACGAGCAAUCUUUGACUGACAGAAACCUCGAGAAGGUGUUUUUGGGUCUCGCCAAGGAAGAGUCUGCCAAGAGAGUCUCCCCAGCUUUGAAGGUGGCCACCAACACCGGUAACAUGUAUACCGCUUCGUGCUGGACAUCGUUGGCUUCGGUCUUGUUCUUUGUUGGUAGCGAGAACUUGCAAGGUAAGAAGAUUUCCGUCUUCUCGUACGGUUCUGGUCUUGCUUCUACAUUCAUGUCAUUGAACGUUGUUGGCGACAUCUCCCACAUCACCAAAGUCUUGGACUUGGAGCACAAGUUGUUUGCUGGCAGAAAGCAAAGAACUCCGCAAGAAUAUGUCGAGCACAUUGAGUUGCGAGAAAAGGCCCACUUGCAAAAGAGUUUCAAACCAGCCGGCUCUGUUGACGACAUUGCUCCUGGUGCUUACUACUUGGUUGACAUUAACGACAAAUUCCAAAGAUCGUACAAUGUCAAGAACUAG